AUGACAGAAAGGAAACAAUAAGAACGAGAUAACAUACAAGUUUCAAUAAGAAUAAAGUACAUUAAAAAAACAUGUAACUAGACCCAUGUUUGAUGAAGGAAAGACAUGCAUUCGAAUUGAUCCAAACCUAAAGAAUACUAUCAUCAUAGAAGGACAGAAUCAGUAAGAGUAGAAAUUCUUCUCAUUUGAUAAUGUUGCUGGAGCAGAUACUACAUAGGAAGAUAUCUUUUAGAUGAUUGGACAAUAAUAAGCUAAUAAUUGUUUAGAAGGUAUGAUUAACUGUAAUUUUAGGAUACAACGGAUGUGUAUUUGUAUAUGGUUAGACAGGAUCAGGUAAAACUUACACGAUGACAGGAACAUCUCAGUAACCAGGACUAUUACCACGUAUAAUUGAUUAUCUUUUUGGAUGUGUCUUUCAAGACUAAGAAAAAGAUCCCUCAGUUGAAUACUUAAUCAAAUGUUCACAUCUCGAAAUUUAUAAUGAACACAUUAUUGAUCUUCUUAAUCCUGAUUUGGGUAAUUUACAAUUACGAGAGGAUCUAAAUAAAGGAGUAUACGUUGAAUUUCUUACUGAAGAAUGUUGUGCCAAUGUUUUAGAAGCUAUGGAAGUAGUUCAAAGAGGUAAUGAAAAUAGACAUAUCUCAUCAACUUAAAUGAAUUUUGAAUCUUCCCGUUCUCAUAGUGUUUUUACUGUGUAAUUGGAAUCAAGAAGAUAAAGUCAUUCAUUAAUUAAUCACAGAUUUUCUAGAUUCCAUUUUGUGGAUCUAGCUGGUAGUGAAAGAUAAAAACACACACAAGUUUAAGGUGAAAGACUUCGUGAAGGUUGUCAAAUAAAUAGAAGUCUUCAUAUUUUAGGCAAUGUUAUUAAUUCACUUGUAGAAGAUAAAGAAUAAAAUAGAUAUGUUCAUUAUCGUGAUUCUAAAUUAACAUUCUUAUUAAAAGAUUCUCUUGGAGGUAAUUCAAGAACUCAUUUAAUUGCUAAUAUACAAUAAUCAAAUUUAUUUUAUUAAGAAACACUCUCUACACUUUUAUUCUCUAAAAGAGUCAAAUAAGUUAAAAAUAAAGCUAGAGUUAAUGAAGAUGAAAGUGGAUCUUUAGAAAGUCUCAAAAAUGAAAUCAAAAGAUUAAAAUAAGAAUUAGCAAAAUGGAUUGUAGGUCUUUAAUCUACAUCUAAAUUAGCAGAAUCUCCUUCUAAAUAAAAUAUUAGUAAAAAAUACUUAUCAUAAAUUAGUCAUGCAUAAUAUCAAUUUUGAAGAUCUUAAUGCUAAUGAUUAAAGAUACAUUAAAUUAGAAGAAAUACUCAAAGUAUAUCUUGAACAAUCUACUGAAAGUGAAACAGCACUUUUUAUAGAAAUAGAAAAGUAUUUAAGUGGAAUUAAAGAAUUAAGAGAAGCAUUUUAAUUAAGUUCUUAAUUGGAACAAUAACUAAAAUUAAUCAUUAGAUUAUAAAAUGAAUAAAUUGUUAGAUUGAAACAUGCUAAUGGAGCUGAAGAUUUAUCAAAUGAUUAUUAAGAAGAACUUUCCAAAGCUCUUUUAAGUUAAGCUGCAGUCAUGAAGAAAUUCUCAGAUAGUCUUAGAAUUAAAGAGGGAUCUGCUAAAAAUGUAGAAAAAGCUAAAUUAUAAAUAAAUGAAAAUGUAUAAUUACUCAAUACUAUUGUAUCAACUGUUAAUGUAAUUCAUAAUAUUUAUUCAUUAAGGGAUCUUUAGAUGAAAGAAAGAAAUUAUAAAAAUAAAUCUAAUAAUAAUUCUCUUAAGUUUAUGUACCAGUAGAAGAGUUCAAUUAAUUGUAGAGUGAACAUGAACAAGUUAAUGAAAAAUUAAAUAAAUAGGUAGAAAAAGAAGAAAAAAUUAAAUAAUCACUUGAUUAAAUAGGUAUUACACUUCAUGUUGAAGAUGAAAUCAAAAUAAUAGAUCAUAAAUAAAGAGAUUUAACUUUAGAUUAAUAAAAUGAAUAAUUGGAAUUGAAGAGUAGAGCUGUUGAAUAAUUAAAUUAAUAAUUAUAAUAAAAAGAAUAAGAAAUACUAUAAAUUUAAGAAUAAAAUCAAAAGAAUAUAUAAGAAACACAAUAAUUAAAUUUAUAUAUAGGGGAAAUAAAGCAUGAAGUUCAAUAAUUGCAUUAAUAACUUUAAGCAUAAUAAAAUUAAUUAGAUUAGGCAAAAUAAUAAACAGAUUCCUUAUAAAAUAAUGUGCAUUAAUAGAGAGUUGAGAAUGAUUAAUUAAAAUUAGAGAUAUAAGCUUUAAAAACAGAUAAAGAUAAUAUUUUAUUUUAAAGUAAUUAAAAUUUAGAAGAUUUAAAUAAUUCAUUAUAGUAAUAGAAAUAAUAGAAUGAAAUAUUAUUAAGUUAAUUAAACAAUUCUAAACAAGAAUAAAAUAAUUUAAUAAGUUAAAUUUAAUCUAAUUUAAAUGAACUUAAAGAAUAAAAUCAUUAAUUAACUAUUGAAAAAUAAGAUGUUUAAUUAUAAAAUAAAAAAUAAAUAGAUGAUUUAUUGAAUUAGGUUUAAUUAUUGAUUAAAUAAUAAGAGUAAAAAGAAUUAUAGUAUUAAAAUGAAUUUUAAAAUAUUAUUAAGAAUUCUAAAAUAGAAUAAACUAAUAUUUAAAAUGAAUAUGAGAAUCAAAUAUAAACUAUUGUAAAAUAACAUGGCUUGUAGAUUGAACAACUGAAAAAUGAAAAUAAAAGGUAACUUGAUUAAUUUGUUAAUCAAUAAGAAUCAGAAAUUCAAACAUAAAUUAAUUAAUUAUAAAAUUAAAUUUAAUAAUUGAAUAAAGAAUUAUAAUAAAAAUAAUUGUAACUUGAAAAUAAAAAUAAAGAAUUUGAGGUAUUAUUCAUCUUAUCUUUAGCUUUUAAAAGAUAAAUAAGAUAAAUUAGAAUAAUAGAUUAAUUAGUAAAGAAAUGAUUAUGAAUAUAAACUUGAAGAAAAAUAAACAUAAUAUAAAGAAUUAGAAUAAUAAUAAAAUAUUUUGAUUCAUUAAAAGGAUAAAUAAUUAGAAAAAUUAAAAAAUGAUUAUGAAAAAAGUAUACAAUAAAAGAAUUUAGAAAUUGGAGAAAUUAAAUAAAAUUAUCAAAAAUUGUUUGAAGAUAACAAAAUUAUAAUCAAAUAAUAAGAAUAAGAACUUUUAAUUAAAAAGGAAGAGUUAAAUUAGGCAGUUUAAGAAUUAAUAACAAAAGAAGAAGAAUUUAAAGUACAAUUAGCUUAAGUUAAUGAAAAACAAAAAGAAUUUGAAGAUAAUUGUUUUGAAUUAAGAAGUAGGGAUAUUCCAGAAAAAGAUUCAGUAAUUUAACAAUUAAGAGCAGAUAUUGAAUAAAAAGAAUGUGAAUUGUAAAUUCAAAAUGAAGAUUUCAUAAAUUAAUAAAAUCUUCUUUUUGAAAUGAUUAAAUAAAAAGAUAUUGAAAUAAAGAAAUUAACAGAGGAUCUUGAUGAUCAUAGUAAUAGAUUAGCAGAAGCAUCAAAAGUAAUUGAUAAGUAUUCAAAUUGUAAUUCUGAAUUAAAAGGGACUAUAGAUUAAUUAAAUCAUUAAUUAGAAAAGUAGUAAUAAAUAAUAAAUGAUAUUAAAAUUAAAGAGAAUACAUCAAUUUAAAUUUAUGAUGAAAAGAUGAAAUCCCUUAAUGAGAUUUUAUAAUCUUAGUAAAAUGAAGUUGUAAAUUUAUAAAUGAGAUUGGAAGAGGAGAAUAAAGUUUUUAAUUAAUAAAGUACUCAAUAAAUGAAAACUACUGAAAAAAAAAUUAAAGACUUGGAAAAGGAAAAAAAUAUUUAUUAAGAGGAAAUUUAGAAAAAAGAAUUGUCUAUUAAUUAAUUGGAAUCAAAAUUAUAGGCUUCAAUAAAAGAAAAAGAAACUAUGUCUAAUUAAUUGAAAAAUCAAAUUAAAGAUUUAUAACAAUAAUUGAUAUCUAGUAAUCAAGGAAUAGAAGAAUAAAAGAUUUGGGUUAUUCAUUAUAAAAAAGAAGUCGAUAAAUUAAAUAAAGAAGUGUUAUUAACUUAAUAAAUUUCUUUAUAAAAUUAGAGCCAAAAAAAUGAAAAUGAUUAAUUGAAAUAAGAAAAUUAAAAAUUGAAUAAAUUGUUAGAUAAUCAAUAAUAAUAGAUAGUAUCCUUUAAAAAAGAGAUAGAUUAAUAUAAAUAAGAAAAAAAUAAAUUAAUUGACUCUAUUUCUUAACAAGAAAAUAAAAUAUUAGAGUUAGAAGAGAUUAAAUUAUAAAAGUAAAUAUUAUAAGAAAAAGUAAGUGAAUUACAGAAAAGUUAGUAAGAUAUACAUUAAAAAUAUCAGUAAUCAUAAUUACAAUUACAGAGUUUAUAAGAUGAUUUAUAAUAUUCAAAAAAAGAAAUUUAAGAAACUAAAUAAAAGAAUAAGGUUUUAGCAUAAUAAUAAUAAAAUGAAAUAAGUAAAUUUAAUUAAGAAAUUAUUUCAAUUAAAGAAGAGUUGGAUUAAAGCAGAAAGAUUUAAAUGGAAAUAAAGAAGUCUGAACAAGAGCAGAGAGAGUAGAAUAUGCAAAUUAGAUAGAAUUAUGAAAAAUUAAAGUUAGAAAAUUAAUAAUUAAAUAAUUAAUUAGAUGAAAUAUAAUAAGAUAUCAAAUAUGAGAAGGAAGAAAUUUUAAAGAAGGAUGAAACUAUUUAAAAAUUAUCUGAUUAAAUAAAAUACAAAACCUAAUAAUUAGAAGCUCAAAAUACAUUGAUUAAUUAGGUAGAAUAAAAUAAAUUAAACUAAACUAAUCAAAUAUUAUAAUAAUCUAAUUAAUUAACAAAUUUAUCAAAAGAACUAUUUUCUUUAAAAUAACAAUUAUAAAUAAAUGAUACUUAAAAUGAAUCCUAUAAGAGAGAAGUUGAAAGAUUAAAAAGAGAAUUAGAAUUUUAAGGAAAGUAAGUAGAAGAUUAUAAAUAAUAAAAUAAAAAAUUAUAAUAAUAAUUAGACUUCGAAAAGAAACAUAGCUAAAAAUAAAAAAUUUAUGAAGCAUCUGAAUUAUUAAGUAAAAUUGAUAAUACACUAUCUCCAAUAAAAGGUAUUAAGGUAAUUUUAUAUUAAUUAAUUAAAGGGAUAACUUCUAUAUGGUAGUUCAGAAAGUAAGACUUAAAAAAGAAUUUUACAACAAAAAACUCCUUAAAAGGAAUAUGGAUUUUAGAAUUCAAAUAGUGCUUCUAUGCUUAAUGCUUCAUUUAAUUCAUAAGAUUAAUUGGCUAAAGAAAACAGGAAACUCAAAUAAAGUUUAGAGUAGAAAAUGAAAGUAAUUUUUAUUAUUAUAAUAAAAGAUUAUUGAAUAAUUAGAACAAGCAUUAUUAUAAAGUGAAUAAACAUUGAAGGAAGUGCAUGAGAAGGCAAAUCAAUUUUGUUAGCAAUAAGAAGAUGAAAUAAAGCAUAUCAAAGAUCAAUAUUCAAGACUUGAAUAGGAACACAAUGCUAUCUUAGUAAUUUCAAUCUAUAUUUUAGGCUGAAAGGGAGUAUGAGAAUUAGUAGAUAAAUAAAUAAAAGGAAUAGGCUUUAUUUAAAGUUUAGAUUCUAUAAGAUGAAGUAUUGAAAUCAAAGAGAGGAUCAGUUGGAAGUUAACAUGUUCCAGGUUCAAAAUAUUCUGACACUGUGUAGGAUAUGUCAAUGAGAGAAACUCCGUCAUCAUCUCAUAGAUAUAGACUUUCAGAUGGGUAAUUUAAAUCACAUUAUGGUGUUGAUGCUCAUUAAAAGUUAAUUUAUGAUACUGUAAUAUCCAAAUUAUUAUAUAUAGCAAAAAUUAUUACUUGAGAAUUAAAGGCUACAUAGCCAAAUGUGCAAAUUAUAUUAGAUAUUGGGAUUAGAUAAAAAUAGAUCAAAUAGACUAGAAGAUGGUGAGAAGAUCAUUUAAUCGGUUCAAUUAUUAUUAUAAGAAGUCAUUGUAUAUAUAGCUUUAUUUAUUAUUUAAGGAUUGCAAGUAGGAAAUUCAGAAUUUGAUUUAAGCAUAGCCUUAAAGAAACUUAAAGUACUAAUCAAUGGAGAAAGAUUUAUUAUAAACUAAAUAAAAAUACUAUGCAAUAGAAAGGAGUCCUAAAUUUUGGAAUUCUAGUAAUGAUACUCCAAAAGCUAAAUUCUUUAAUUACUCAAAUUCUUCAGGGAAAUGA
Messenger RNA from Paramecium pentaurelia, 6074 nucleotides. NCBI's taxonomy places the organism in Eukaryota, Ciliophora, Oligohymenophorea, Peniculida, Parameciidae. The record is from the annotation of a GenBank genome assembly.